AGUACGCCUACCACCACCACCACAACCGCCACCACCACCACCACCGUACACCUCACCUGCCGCCGCCGCCACGUCGCCCGUUAAACUUUUUGAAAAGAAAAAAACCGAAACGGACCGGCCUGAGCGCUGUCGUUGUAAUAAUAUUAUUAAUAUCGUUGUAUCGUCCGACGGCGGCCGUCCGGUUCCGAGUUCUUUCGUCGUUUUGUCACCGUGUAUAGUAUUUUUUACGGUUUUCUUUUAAUCGCGAUCGUUUUUUCGGCUCCCACACCACCCGUGAGAAUCGUAAACGACGACGACGACGACGACUGAACUCUCCGACGGUUGGUGUUGUCGCGGACGAAACGAUGUGGCGUUCGCCGGUCGUCGGUCUGUGCAACAGCAACAGCAGUACCAGCAGUUGACAUUGUGAACAGUGAGCAUAUUCGAAAGAAGAGUUCUUUGAAGAGUUCUCGUGCAACGGUUCAGACACCGGGACGCAAACUGGAAAGUUCAUACUAUCUGCUGAAUACAUCAUAGUCAGUAAAUAACAAGUUAUACAAUGAGUUCAUUCAAUGAUAGAAAAUCGAUCCAAGAGGUGUCAUCACCAAUGACAAAUUUAGCUAAUUGUCUUGGAACAUCACUGACAGUCAGACGCAGACUAACUUUAUCUGAAUCUAGUGAAACUCCAAAAAAAUGUUAUGACAACAUACUUCAUGAUCACGAUAUAAACAGCUCAUCGAAUACCAGAUUACUCAAAGGAAAUUCAAAAAAUAUUAAUGAUAGUCCUGCAUUGAAAUGUUUGAUGCUUCAAAAAAUGAUAAACAGUCCAGUCGAGAAGGAAAACACAACUAAGUGUGCCGAUGCAAUAGUCUCUAAAACAAUGUUAUCACCAUCCCAAUCAAGUCCAACAUUUUUGAUGCACAGUCGUAAUACAAGAGGUCGUCACCCGUUGGAAGAUCAUGAUCCAAAUUCACAAGACAGUGGCUUUUUUUCCGUGCUAUCUGAAGAUUCUAGAUCAUUAACCAGAUUUGAACCAAAAAAUGUUAUUGAAAAGAAAAAUUCAUCAUUAAAUGUUUGCCACAAAGGAAUCCCAGAAAUAGAUGAUCCAUUUCUGGACAAUGUUAAUUCUCCAGCAAGAUUGUCUCAAGAUUCACUUCCAUCUGAAUUCAAUACUUUGAUUGAUGGAGAUAUUUUUGCAUUGCAUUCACCGGUAAUAAAACCUAUUGUCAGACGAAAAAAUUCCAAAUAUGCUUCAGAGACACCUCGAAAAGUUGAUUUAGUUUAUGAAGAAAAUAAGAAAAAUGAUGUGAAAAAACGUAAAUUAUUUAAUGAUUUUGAAUGUCCUUCUGAGUCAUCAAUUGUAUCCAAAAGGUUGAAGCCUAAUGUUGACCUUUCAAUGUCAUUUAAUUCUCCAAGAUUAGACACCGGAAAUACUUCUUUAACUGCUCCUGUAUCGCAUAAAAAAACUACUCUUUUUGACUAUGGAUUUUGCAAAAAUAGUGUUUCCAAGCUCCGAAGAUCAUUUUCAACUAACGAAGCCACAAUAAAAGCUGCAUUUGAGAAAGAAGAUAAUGGAUCAAAUUUAAUUGGUGACUUCAGUCAAUCAUUUAUAUUGCCUUUGUUAUCACUUGGUCGUCAUGCAGAUCUCCGUAGCAUAUCCCCUGAUACAUUAGCUCAUUUAUUAGAAGGCUCGUUCAAUGAUUGUAUUGACUCCUAUCUAAUAAUAGAUUGCCGAUAUCCCUACGAGUAUGAAGGUGGUCAUAUAAGAGGUGCAAUCAAUAUAUUUACUAAAGAGCAAUUAUUUAAAGAUUAUACUGAAGACAAGUUGGGUAAAAAGUCUCAUAAGACUGAUAACAUUAAUGCAAAAAGAAAUGUUUUGAUAUUUCACUGUGAAUUUUCAUCAGAAAGAGGUCCGAGUUUGUCACGAUACCUACGUAAUGCGGAUCGUCAAAAGAACAGUAUGUGCUAUCCUUACUUGGACUAUCCAGAAAUGUAUUUGCUUGAUGGUGGAUACUGUAAAUUUUUUAGUCAACAUAGUCACUUGUGUGUACCAUCUAGCUAUCGAUCAAUGUAUGAUCCGGCCCACACCUCAGAUCUAAGAAAGUUCAGGUCCAAAUCAAAAACAUGGGCUUGUCAUAACGAUGCAAUGCCAAGAUUGGCUGGAAAAAACACGCUCAAACGAUUGGGUUUUAAUUAA
This is a messenger RNA of Rhopalosiphum maidis (corn leaf aphid), 2176 nucleotides long. RefSeq names its product M-phase inducer phosphatase-like. Gene Ontology annotation, molecular function: protein tyrosine phosphatase activity. Gene Ontology annotation, cellular component: nucleus; cytoplasm. The transcript is spliced from 11 exons. NCBI's taxonomy places the organism in Eukaryota, Metazoa, Arthropoda, Insecta, Hemiptera, Aphididae. The record is from RefSeq and is a predicted model, not a curated record. Gene Ontology annotation, biological process: positive regulation of G2/M transition of mitotic cell cycle; protein dephosphorylation; positive regulation of G2/MI transition of meiotic cell cycle. The coding region runs from base 539 to 2176 and encodes 545 amino acids.